AUGAAGACUCUAGUUCAAGCCGACCCAUCAAAGCCCAUGUACAAGCAUCAGGCCACCAUGGCCACGCUUCCCGUACCUGACUUGAAGGCUACUUGUGAAAAGUACCUUCGUUCAGUACGUGCAUUGGUAUCUGAUGCCCAUUACGCACGCACAAAGGCGGCUGUAGAUGAAUUCUUGAAGCCUGGUGGAGAGGGUGAAGUCUUGCAAAAGAGGCUGCUCGAACACAACAAGAAUACAUUGACGGAUUGGUCUCAGGUUGUCGUUGCUGGUGUCGAUGGCAAGCCACAUCCUGCUGCUGGAAAGGCCUACACUUCAUGGUUGUUGGACGACUGGAACCGUGAUGGAUAUAUGGCAUACCGAGACCCUGUUGUAGUCAACGUGUCCUACUUCUUUAUGUUCAAGGACGUACCCAAGCUUGCAAACAACCCAGUCCGUCGAGCAGCUGAAAUCGUCAAGGCUACUCUUGCCUUCAAGAAGUUGGUCAUCAAUGAAGCAUUGGAAGUAGACAUGGCUCGUGGAUUGCCUCUAUCCAUGGAUCAAUUCCAAUGGAUGUUCAACACCUGUCGUAUCCCAAAAAUCCCAUCUGAUGUGACACGUGUCGCUGAUAUGAAGACCCACAACCACAUCAUUGUAACUCGUCACAACAAAUUCUACACUGUAUCAAUGGUACACCCUGAUGGUCGUGAACUCUCUACUGCUGAAAUCGAAGAACAAAUCAAACGCAUCUACCACGCAGCUGGGGACGCCAAAGCAAUUCCAGUCGGUGUAUUGACCACCCAAAACAGAGACGUAUGGACCAAAGUCCGUAACGAAAUGUUGGAAUCACCACUCAACAUAGCCAGUCUGGAUCAAAUCGAAACUGCCUCCUUCUUGAUCGCUUUGGAAAGUGGUACCCCACAGACCUAUAAUGAAAGCAGUCGAGCUGCUUGGGUCGGUGAUGGUAGAAACCGAUGGUGGGAUACUCCUUGUCAAUACUUGAUUUGGGAUAAUGGUCGUGCUGGUUUUGUUGGUGAACACUCUAUGAUGGAUGGUACUCCUACCAAUAAGCUCACUGAAUGGGUACUUGAAAAUCUGGCAAAGGGCAAGAUUGACCACGGCUCAUCCUCAUCAUCAGUCAGCCUCCCAAGUCCCCAACAACUCCAAUGGCAAAUCACUCCAUCAUUGGGCUUCCACGUCAAAUCCGCUGAAUGGGCAUUCGACGACCUCGUCGGUCGUCACGAACUAUCCACAUUGGAAUUCGGUGAUUUCGGAAAAGAUCAAAUAAAAAAGAUGGGAUUGUCUCCUGAUGCGUUUGUACAAAUGGCUCUACAAUUGGGAUACUACAAGAUGCAUGGUGUUUGUAAACCAACUUACGAGAGUGCCCAAGUCCGAAAGUUUGCUUUUGGACGAACUGAAACUUGUCGCAGUGUCUCUGUUGAAUCUGUUGCUUGGGUGAAGGCUAUGCAGGAUGCUUCAGUCUCUAUUGAGGCUAAAGCUGAUCUUGGACGUAAAGCUGUUGGAUCUCAAGUUGCAUACAUGAACGAUGCAGUAGAGAACCGUGGUUGUGAUCGUCACAUGCUUGGUCUCCGCUACCAAAUAAAGGCCGGCGAGCCCAAACCCAGAAUCUUUGCCGACCCCGUAUACGACGAAACUCGCAGCUGGAACCUCUCGACCUCUCAAAUCUCAUCUGAACACUACACAGGAUACGGAUGGGGUGAAGUCGUGCCCAACGGCUACGGGAUCCCAUACUGUAUUCGAGACAAGUCUUUACAUGUUACCGUGACAGGUCUAAAGCCUCUUGAACCUACCAGGCUCACAUACCAUAUAGGUGAAGCGUUACGUGAGAUGAGGGCUGUGUUUGAGGCUGUCAAGCCUGUAGAGAACAAGAAGGAGCCUGUCAAGGCCAAGCUUUGA
Synchytrium microbalum is the source of this 1893-nucleotide messenger RNA. RefSeq lists its product as uncharacterized. The transcript has 8 exons. Gene Ontology annotation, biological process: carnitine metabolic process. Lineage: Eukaryota; Fungi; Chytridiomycota; Chytridiomycetes; Synchytriales; Synchytriaceae. Bases 1 to 1893 code for a protein of 630 amino acids. Gene Ontology annotation, molecular function: carnitine O-acetyltransferase activity. The record is from RefSeq and is a predicted model, not a curated record. Gene Ontology annotation, cellular component: peroxisome; mitochondrion.